Messenger RNA from Papilio polytes (common Mormon), 2091 nucleotides. Its product is annotated as serine protease 27-like. Bases 466 to 2091 code for a protein of 541 amino acids. NCBI's taxonomy places the organism in Eukaryota, Metazoa, Arthropoda, Insecta, Lepidoptera, Papilionidae. Gene Ontology annotation, molecular function: serine-type endopeptidase activity. The transcript is spliced from 9 exons. The record is from RefSeq and is a predicted model, not a curated record. Gene Ontology annotation, biological process: proteolysis.
UUUCACACCACAACUAAUUACAUUGGGCAGACAGCAAAAAUAAAUUACUGCAGACGGAAACUUAAAUUGGUCAGCACGGAAACAAUAGGAUAGAUUUAGUAAUCGAGUAGGCUAAGGGUUUUCAUCUAUAUUUCUCAGUGCUGCAACAAAACAUUAACAAUUUGUAAAUGUGCGUUGUUUACAAAUAAUGUAUUUACUAACAAUUUAAUUGUUUUUAAUUUAUAUUUACUAGUUUUGUCCAGUAAUUUAUUUAACAAGUCGCAAAGAAUUUAAUUACGAAGUAAUGUAUCUUAAGUUUUCGGUGAUAAGGAUUUUGUACUCUUUAUCGUCUGUAAGCUGAUAUCAAUCUAAUAAUUUCAUCAACUAAUUAGUGACACAAUACGAAGGCAUAGAUUAGAGUUGCAGGCGAACUUAUAAAUAUUUGUUACGGCGGUACAUUUAGCAAACGUGCGUCGCGGAUCAGAGAUGGCGUUCAAAGUUGCAGCACUACUGGCAACAUUGCUAGCUACCAGUCUAGCUGUGCCAACACCGCAACAUGAGUUCUCCGACUUCUUCAUCCACGCGGACCCUAACGCGCGUAUAGUGGGAGGCAGCCAGGCGCCGGUGGGUAGCGUGCCCUACAUGGUAGCCAUGUCCAAUGGUCUGCUGGUCCGCAGCUUCCUCUGCGGAGGGUCAUUGAUCAGCGCGAGACAUGUGCUUACCGCAGCCCAUUGCAUAGAAGCGGUCUUCUCACGCGGUGCACUUAGCAGCUCCCUCCGUGUGACAGUGGGUACGAACCGCUGGAACUCCGGCGGCCAAUCAUACAGCCUGUCGCGAAACGUGACCCACCCCAACUACGUGUCUAGAACGAUCAAAAACGACAUCGGAAUCCUGGUGACGUCAUCCAACGUGGCGUUUACUAACCUCGUGCAGCCUGUGGUCCUCAGUUAUGAUCACAUCGGCGCUGGUGUCAGGUCUAAAGCCGCCGGCUGGGGAAGAAUCAGGCAAAACGGUUCCCUAUCAGCAGCCCUACUGCAGCUGAUAGUGACGACGAUAGAUGGUCAGCAAUGCAUUCGGGAAGUCGCGCAGCGCGCCGUUCAACUCAACAUCAGAGCGCCCGCCGUCGAACCUCACAUCGAACUCUGCACCUUCCACUCCGCUAACCACGGCAUGUGCAAUGGUGACAGUGGCAGUGCUCUAGUCAAUGAGAACAAUGGUAGACAGAUUGGCAUCGUGUCGUGGGGGCUGCCGUGCGCACGCGACGCGCCCGACAUGUUCGUGAGAGUCAGCGCCUUUAGGGAUUGGAUUAUCCGCUCUAUGGCUUCUAUCCCGACACGGCGACAUGCUUUCUCUGACUUGUUCAUCCACGCUGAGGCCGGCUCUCGCGUGGUGGGUGGCACCCCAGCGCCAGAUGGAAGCGUACCUUACAUGGUGGCCAUGAGCAGCGGCCUGCUGGUCAGAAGCUUCAUAUGCGGUGGCUCCCUGAUCAGCACUAGACACAUUAUGACAGCCGCUCACUGCAUAGAUGUAGUCUACGAUGAUGGUGUUCUUAGCGGCACCAUGCGCGUGACAGUGGGCACCAAUCGCUGGAUGGCCGGCGGCCAAUCUUACGGCAUCUCACAUAACUUCACUCAUCCCGAGUACAACUUGGAGACCAUCAGGAACGAUAUCGGGAUCAUGGUGACGUCCACAGAAGUAGUGUUGUCCAAUGACGUGCAACCAGUCGGUCUGAGCUUCGACUUCAUAGACGCUGGUGUGCGCGCCCGCGGUGCUGGCUGGGGGAGAUUAUGGCAUAUGGGACCUCUGUCUGCUGUGCUUAUGGAACUGGUGACAACGACGGUGGAUGCCGAGCAAUGCGUACGGGAGGUGGCGGAGGUCGCAGCUCAGAUCAACAUGCCUGUACCUCCAGUCGACCCGCACACCAUGCUCUGCGUAUUCCACUCCGCAGAACGCGGCAUGUGCAACGGUGACAGCGGCAGUGCCCUAGUGAAUGUAGAAAACAAUCUUCAGAUAGGAUUCGUAUCUUGGGGGCUUUCGUGCGCUCGCGGUGCACCGGACAUGUACGUACGAUUGAGCACAUACAAGGACUGGGUUGCUAGCGUCAUGGAUUAG